UGAGCGUAUUCCUGAACGUAUCCUUUAAAAAUGUCGGCUCUAUUGAAUGCCUCGAUCAAGGCAGCUGCUGUCGUGGCACCCGACUCCCAGUUUGUGUUCAACUCUACGGAUUACGUGAUCUUUUCCCUGAUGUUGAGCAUUUCAGCAGCCAUUGGCGUGUACUUUGGAUUCUUUGCCAAGGGCGAGGACACCACCGAGGAGUACCUGAUGGGUGGCAAGCGUAUGAAGACCUUACCGAUUGCCAUUUCUCUGGUGGCCAGUCAGCUCUCGGCCAUUUCCAUUAUGACCAUUCCGGGCGAGAUGUAUGGCUACGGCAUCAAUUGGUUCUUUAAUGUCGUCUGCAUGGUAGUGGUGGUGCCUCUCCUCAACUACGUGAUCAUUCCCGUCUUCUACAACAAUAACAUCACCAACUGUUAUGAGUAUCUGGAGAUGCGGUUCGACAGGAAGGUGCGCGUCCUGCAGACCUUCCUCUUCAUAACGACCAUGUUUUUCAUGCUGCCCAUAUUCUUAUUCUUGCCCUCGCUGGCCUUCUCCCAGGUGACGGGCUUCAAUGUGCACAUCAUCAAUGCCAUCGUCUCUGGCAUCUGUGUCUUUUACACCAUGUUUGGUGGCAUCAAGGCGGUGGUCUGGACGGAUGUAGUCCAAGCGGGCAUUAUGGUGGUCUCCGUCGUUUUGGUGGGCGUAAUGGGUGCCUAUCGUGUGGGCGGCUUCUCCGAAGUCUUUCGCAUUGCCGGUGAGGGUGGUCGUCUGGAUGUCAACUUUAACUUGGAUUUGACCACGCGCUCCACCAUCUGGAACGUCUUCUCCUCGGCCACAAUCAUGUGGGCGGGCUAUGUGGGCCUCAACCAGAGCUGCGUCCAGCGCAUCGUCUCCCUGCCCUCGCUGAAGCACGCCAGGAGGGCUCUGGUGAUCUUCGGCUUUGGCUUUGUGAUCAUCAUGUUUUUCAACUGUUUCACGGGCAUCGUGAUCUUCUCCCGCUUCUUCGACUGCGAUCCCAUUAAGAUUGGCCAGGUGUCCAAAGUGGAUAAAAUGGUACCGUAUUUCGUUCAGGACACUGUCGGACAUCUGCGUGGCCUGCCCGGGGUGUUUAUCUCGUGCGUGUUCAGUGCGGCCCUGAGCACUCUCUCGGCCAGCAUUAAUUCUCUCGGAGGAGUGGUUUAUUUCGAUUACAUCAAACCCCACAUCCGCCACACGGAGCACAAGGCGAACGUGAUUAUGAAGCUGUUUGUGUUCUUCUGCGGCAUCUACUGCGUCCUGGGCGGCAUCGUCGUGGAGAAGUUUAACUCCAUUCUCCAGGUGCUCUACUCGAUCGGAGGCGUUAGUUUUGGAGCCACGUGUGCCGUAUUUAUGCUCGGCAUGCUAGUGCCACGGGCCCAUGGAAGGGCGGCCAUCAUUGGAGUUCUUUCCAGUAUUGCGUGCAUGUCCAUCAUAGUGAUCCUUAGUUGGGGACGCAACCACUACGACACUCUGCCCACACGCGUCGACAACUGUCCGGCACCGGCCCUGAAUGCCACCACCACAGUCUCCCCCCUCAGUCCGUCAGCCACAGCGGCAGCCCACACCGGCGAUGAGUUCAGUAUCCUGGAUCUGUCCUUCAACUGGUAUGUGGUGGUGGGCUUCGCCAUAACAUGGCUGGUGGCAGUGCCGCUAAGCUACAUCCUGAAGCAGCGAGCCGAUGUCAAGCUGGAUCCCAAGCUCCUGUCGCCGGUGGUGCAGCCUUUCGUCCGCUACGAACUGGCGCAGGCGGACGAGCUGCACGAGCUGAAGAGCGAAAACACCAAGGCCUGAGGCAGUUAACCAUAAGAUAUGCUUAGGUUGGGCAUCGUAAAGAUAUAAGAUAGGGACCCGGUGGUUGAUAUGAGUGCUGUGCACAGUCAGUGGACUCCAGUACGAUCCCAUUCCAUCUAGAUCGGAUCUGUCUGCAGAACAUCAAGAAUUUUGCUUAUCUGAAUAAAAGGCUAUAUCACUA
Molecule: messenger RNA, 1969 nt
Organism: Drosophila persimilis
Lineage: Eukaryota; Metazoa; Arthropoda; Insecta; Diptera; Drosophilidae
Gene: Smvt
Product: sodium-coupled monocarboxylate transporter 2
Exons: 7
Coding region: 31-1788 (585 amino acids)
Biological process (GO): transmembrane transport; sodium ion transport
Cellular component (GO): membrane
Molecular function (GO): symporter activity
Source: RefSeq, a predicted model, not a curated record